Messenger RNA from Leptopilina boulardi, 884 nucleotides. Its product is annotated as venom allergen 3-like. The record is from RefSeq and is a predicted model, not a curated record. Gene Ontology annotation, cellular component: extracellular region. The transcript has 5 exons. Lineage: Eukaryota; Metazoa; Arthropoda; Insecta; Hymenoptera; Figitidae. Bases 36 to 701 code for a protein of 221 amino acids.
AUUUUUGGAAAUCAAUUUAAAAAAUAAGUAUAAAAAUGAUUAAAUCAUGGGAAUUUUUAGCUCUAAUUAUUUUCUCGACCAUUUUCCUUAUUUCCGGUCAACAAGAAUAUUGUCAAAUUUGUCGUGAUCAUACAAUGUGCAUUUAUCGCAAUACAAGACCAGUUUGCAGUGCAAGCCGAGUCGGACUUAAUGCAGAUCAAAGAAGAGAAGUUGUAACAAUACAUAAUGUAUUGAGGCAAAGAGUCGCUUCAGGAGAAGAAAGACGAGGAAGACCUGGACCACAACCACGUGCUAGAAAUAUGCCAAAUAUGGUUUGGGAUCAAGAAUUAGCAAACAUUGCACAAAGAUGGGCAAAUCAGUGCAAAUUUGGACACGACAAAUGCAGAAACGUUCGACGAUUUGGCGUUGGGCAAAAUGUUGCUAUCUCAUGGACAUCGGGAACAACUCCUACCAAUAUAAUAACAGGAUUAGUAACUGCCUGGUAUGAUGAAGUAGCAGCAUUUGAUUCUAGACAAGUUGAACACGUCACAAAAUUCGAUUUUGUUGGACAUUAUACCCAAAUGCUAUGGGCAACAAGUGUCAGACUUGGUUGUGGAUAUGUGGCUUAUCGAGAUCGAAACCAAAAUGCAGUAUUACUAGUUUGUAACUAUGGUCCAGGAGGCAAUAUUGUAGGUGGCAAAAUGUAUGACAUUCGUCAUUGAAUAAAAAAUUAAUAAUAAAAUAAAUAUAAAAAAAUGUAAAACCCCUUUAAUAUUACCAAAGGGGACAAUUUCAUUCAGUGUAUAAUAAUACAAUUUCAGACUAAAAAAAAAUAUUUAAAAUUAUUUUCACUUGAGGAAAAAUGUAUAUAGGAUUUGUAUGAAUAAUAUUAGCACAAAAAUUGA